Messenger RNA from Ornithorhynchus anatinus (platypus), 2390 nucleotides. Its product is annotated as zinc finger protein 514-like. NCBI's taxonomy places the organism in Eukaryota, Metazoa, Chordata, Mammalia, Monotremata, Ornithorhynchidae. The record is from RefSeq and is a predicted model, not a curated record. Gene Ontology annotation, molecular function: DNA-binding transcription factor activity, RNA polymerase II-specific; RNA polymerase II cis-regulatory region sequence-specific DNA binding. Gene Ontology annotation, biological process: regulation of transcription by RNA polymerase II.
CGCUCUCUGCCAGUCUGGCCCGUUCCCCACCGGAGACCUCCGAUCUUUUGACCCCAUCCAGUUUUCUCAGCUCGUCGUACUAAGAGUCAUAGAAAACAAUUCACAAGCGGCAAUCAGACGCGGCCCAUCCGGAGCCAGAUGCGGCAUAGGGACCGAAGACGGGGAACGCGAGGCGAGACGGAAUGCAGCACGAGAAUUUUCUGUCGAUCCCAAGCAAGUGAGAUAUUGGUGGAAACAAAAGGAGCAGCUGAUGAGCGCCAAAACCACCUGCCGGGCUUUCCGUGGUCCAAAAAGUGGAAAAUACCCUGAGAUUGACAACAAGAUUUUGGAAUACGUGACUGAAUUAAGGAAGAGCGGAUGCACCGUGUCACACGAAAUGCUGAAAAUGAAGGCCCGGGAAAUUGCCAGAGAACAGAACAUCGCCGAAACGGAGUUUAAAGCCAGUAGAGGCUGGAUAAGUCGCUUUAUGCAGCGAAACAACCUUAGCCUUCGCAGACGAACGUCGCUGUGUCGGAGAUUACCAGGAGAUUAUUCUUGCCGAGUGUUGGAAUUUCAGAAAUUCCUUAUAAGACAACGCCAAGAACAUGAAUAUUUUCUAUCGCAGAUCGGGCACCCGGACCAGGCUCCAAUCUACCUGAUGACGACAAAUCAGAAGAUCAAAAAGCACCGUCUUUGCCUGUGUGUCGAAUUUCCCCAGAUGGAGGCCCGGGUGCUCGAACAGCAAGUGGUCUUGGAGGACACGGUGUUUCCAGGAGGGGCACUAGAGUCGUUCCCAUCUCCUCGGGUCAACUUCCCACGAAAAGUUCUCCCUCCUCCUCAGGGCCCUGCCCUUCUCCCAAAGAGGAGCCCAGGAAAUCAAGCAAUGGCCACUGCACUUCAAAAAACCAGUGCUCAGGGGUCGGUGACAUUCGAAGACGUGACAGUAGCCUUCACCCGCAAAGAGUGGCGGCUUCUGGACCUCGCCCAGCGCAACUUGUAUCGGGACACAAUGCUGGAAAACUAUAGGAACCUCACUUCGCUGGGGUUUUCCAUGGUCAAGCCUGUUGUGAUCUGCCGCCUGGAGGAAGGGAAAGACCCGUGGGGCCAGGAUCUGCCAGAAACUGAGGACCGAGAGACCCUGGGAGAUCCCCACACAGAUUGCAAGACCAAACCUGAGACAGAGUCAGUUCCACCACAACAAGAAGUAAGUGAAGAAGCAGAUUUCAAAAGGGCAUCACUGGAAAGAUGCCAACAGAACGUUUUUGUCAGUGCUGUGGAUAGAAAAGCAUCUGUACGUAAGGGUAGGUUACAGAAGCAAAGCGAGAACUCUACUAGAAGAAGGCCAAGGAAAUGCCCUGCUCAAGAAAGAGAUUAUAGAAACAUCAAAGUCCACAAGAAAAUCUCCUCGAAAAAAAUGUCUGCUGACUGUGAGAGAAACAUCAAACUGAGUUCUUGCCUUAUUGGACACCAGAGAAUUUGUAGUGGAGAGCGGCCCUACAAAUGUAGUGACUGUGGAAAAGGAUUCGCUGUCUCCUCAUCCCUAAUUAAACAUCAGAGAAUUCACACUGGAGAGAAUCCGUACAUUUGUAAUGAAUGUGGAGAAGCCUUCAGUGUCUGUUCAUCCUUAAUUAAACAUCAGAGAAUUCAUACUGAAGAGAAUCUGUAUAUUUGUAAUGAAUGUGGGAAAACCUUCAGUCUCUACUCUUCCCUAAUUAAACAUCAGAGAAUUCACAGUGGAGAGAAUCCAUACAAAUGUAAUGAGUGUGGGAAAGCCUUUAAUCAACACUCCAAUCUUACUCGUCAUCAGAGAAUUCAUUCUGGAGAGAAACCUUUCAGAUGUGAUGAAUGUGGGAAAGAUUUCAAUCAGCACUCACACCUUAUUCGUCAUCAGAAAAUUCAUACUGGAGUGAAAUCCUACAAGUGUAAUGAAUGCGGGAAAGCCUUAAUUCACCAACCACAGCGUACUUCUCAUCAGAGAAUUCUUACUGGAGGGAAACCCUACAAAUGUAAUGAGUGUAGGAAAGAUUUCAGUCAACAACCAGCCCUUAUUACAUAUCAGAGAAUCAGAAUUAGAGAGAGACCCUACAAAUGUAAUGAAGGCGGGAAGUAGUUUAGUCAGUAUUCAGUUCAUUUUGAACACCAUAAAGUGAGUGGCAGGGGAACUGAGAAAUGAAUCUAGGAAGGAGGGGUGCAAAAUCAGGGGUUUAAGUACCAGUGAGUGAAAUCCAUUUUGCUCAGAUUCAAAUUAAAUAUUUGACCCCUUUUCUGUCUUAUGUAAAGCUGUAUCUGCCCAAACACUUCUGAGAGCUUCCUCCUUCUCACCAUCCUCCUCCAGCUUUCCUCCCCACCUCUCCUCUAUCUCAACCUCCCUUGGAUUAUUUCCUCAUCUGCAAAAUAGGAAUUCAAUACCU